Notothenia coriiceps (black rockcod) is the source of this 609-nucleotide messenger RNA. Its product is annotated as myosin heavy chain, skeletal muscle-like. NCBI's taxonomy places the organism in Eukaryota, Metazoa, Chordata, Actinopteri, Perciformes, Nototheniidae. The annotation marks the transcript as partial. The record is from RefSeq and is a predicted model, not a curated record. Gene Ontology annotation, cellular component: myosin complex. The transcript has 3 exons.
GCAGAGCGAGCUGCUCGAGCUAAGGUGGAAAAGCAGAGAGCCGAGUUGGCCAGAGAGCUGGAGGAGAUCAGUGAGAGGCUGGAGGAAGCUGGUGGAGCAACAUCUGCCCAGAUUGAGAUGAACAAGAAGAGAGAGGCCGAGUUCCAGAAACUCCGCAGAGACCUUGAAGAGGCUACUCUGCAGCAUGAAUCCACUGCUGCCACACUCAGGAAGAAACAAGCUGACAGUGUGGCUGAUCUGGGAGAGCAGAUAGACAACCUGCAGAGAGUCAAGCAGAAACUGGAGAAGGAGAAGAGUGAGCUCAGACUGGAGCUGGAUGAUGUGGUCUCCAAUAUGGAACACAUUGUGAAGACAAAGACAAAUCUGGAGAAGACAUGCAGGACAGUGGAAGAUCAGAUGAAUGAAUACAAGACCAAAUAUGAAGAGGCUCAUCGCUGCAUUAAUGAUUUCAACAUGCAGAAAGCUAAACUUCAAACAGAAAAUGGUGAGAUCACGAGGCAGCUAGAAGAGAAGGACUCUCUGGUAUCACAACUGACAAGAGGCAAAAUGUCCUACACCCAGCAGAUUGAUGACCUCAAGCGACAACUAGAAGAGGAGACCAAGGUGAAC